AUGAAACGCUACUUCAAGCCAGCCACGAAAGCGACAGCUCCUCAAAUCACCUCGACCGCUCCAGAGAGACAUGUAGGAACCGAGGCGGAGAAACAUGGCCGAAUGGCGGAGAGGGACGGGGAAACGGCGGAGAGAGAUGGGGGAAUGACGGACGGACGCAGUGCUGCGGGGAAAUGCGCAGGAGAAGCGGGGACAGCCGGGGGAGUCAAACGUCCUGCGGAAGGCCCCCCUGCGGAGUACUGUCGCGAAUCUUUUCGCGGAAGGGAGGAGCAAUUGGAAUCCAGGGAGCAGGGCGAGCAACGGCAAUCAACGAAGGCCGACGAGCCAGCGCAAGGGGAAACAGUAGCGCUUCAAGAGCCGUUGAGAAUAAUGUCUUGGAAUGCCAACAGCUUCCUACUCCGGCUGAGACACGACCGGGCGGAGUUACUUGGCUUUAUCAACAAGCACUCGCCUGACGUCAUUGCCAUUCAGGAGGUGCGCAUGCCAGCAGCAGGGCGGAAGGGCGGACCUCUCAACCAAUCAGAGCUCAAGGAUGACACGAAGCAAGCCCGGGAGGAGAGGCAGUUCAUGCAGCAUGCAUUGGCAUCACCGCCAUUCUCCCUGUACCGGGUGUGGUGGUCCCUCGCUCCCACCAAGUAUGCCGGCACUGCCAUGCUGCUCAAACGCUCCCUGCUGCCGCACCUCCUCUCCGCUUCCUUCUCCCUUGAUGUAAGGACAGCGGAGCAGGGAAAGCAGCGAAAGCACGAGGCAGACGGGAGGGCGAUCAUCCUGGAAUUCCCAUCCAUCCGCCUCGUCAACACAUACGUGCCAAACAAUGGCUUCUCCAAAGACUCUCCCAGCUUUCCCCGCCGCGCCGAGUGGGACGAUCGCAUCCGUCGGUUUCUCACCAGCGACGCCGUGCAAUCCAAGCCGUUGAUCUGGCUGGGUGAUCUCAAUGUGAGUCCGACAGACGAUGACGUCAGCGACCCUGAGUUCUUCCGUACGGCGACCAAUGGCGAGCCCGCUACUGAUCCCGGGGAUCGGGGCCAGCCGGGGUUCUCUCCCAACGAACGGAUGAGAUUCGCCGAGACUCUCAAAAGAGCUGGCCUCUCAGACGCGUAUCGCCACAUGCACCCCAGCAAGGACAUGCAGGCAGGCUUCACAUGGAGUGGCAACCCCGUGGGGAGGUACCGGGGCAAGCGGAUGCGGGUUGACUACUUUUGUGUGUCCAAUGACCUUCUACCCCGGGUGGAGACAUGUGAAAUUCACGGGCGAGGGUUCGAGGGGAAUGGGUUUCUAGGAAGUGAACGUGGGGCUGAUCAAGGUGUUCAACGGGUGAACGUGGGGCUGAUCAAGGUGUUCAACGGGUUCGGCCCCAAGGCACCCGACCUGGCGUACUGGGUGGGGAUACACGGGGUGCCUCAACAGUCAUUCCCCCCAUCCCCCGCAUCCCCGCGUCUCCCCACGACUUCCCGCGUCCUCCCCUCUCCCCCCCCUCCCCCCUCCUCCUCCCGCGCGCAGGUGAACGUGGGGCUGAUCAAGGUGUUCAACGGGUUCGGCCCCAAGGCACCCGACCUGGCGUACUGGGGGUACACGGGGUGCCUCAACAACCGGUCGUGGAUCCGAUACGCCGAGGAGACGCAAUACGCCAAGCCCUGGAUGACCAACGCCUGGCUCGCCUUCGUUGAUGGGCCGGACAGACCAAUGAUAGAGAAGUCACUCGGAUGCCAGUUUCAGAGCAUCAACAGCUUAGAGGCGAAAGUAAGCCCACGGAAGGACUGCUACGUGGUGAACCUGUUCCAGUUCAGCCCUUUCUACAACUGGUCGCAGUGCACCGAUUACACCGACCGCUUCGGCGAGGGCUGCAGCGACCUCAACACCAAGUGGAAGAGCCGCGGCAGCCCUCCGUACCGCUUCCGAAACGGCCACAUCGGAUUCAGUUUUGGCAUUCCAGUGCUGCGUCACCCAAUAAGUGACAACGCCACGUCAGAGGAGGUUCUGGCGGCGCUGGCGGGAUUCUUAGCUCCUGGCAUCGACGCCGAGGCGCUCAUAAAACACACACUCUACUCUGUACUCGAUACAGGCAAUUCCUCCGCCAUCUCAUUCACAAUGUAUGAUGUCACCAACGCAUCCAACCCCCUGAUGGUCGUUCAACCCUUCCCAGACGACUUCAUCGGAAGGCGAUACGAGGGCCACUGCCGCUACCGCCACCCUCCCCCCGUCUGGGGGACCCUCCUCGCGCCCAUGCUCCUCGGGCUGCUCGUGCUGCUGGUGGCGGUGCUGUUGACGUUUAUCAUAGUGUCGCUCGCGAGGAAGAAGGCGAGGAUACGGCAGCAGAUGGCGGAGGUGGAGGAGUAUACUCUCGCGCUGGAGCAGGCGGAGCGGUCGAAGAGCGAGUUUGUCGCGAACCUGUCGCAUGAGCUGAGGACGCCUAUAACGGGGAUGCUGGGGAUGAUGGACUGGCUGCUCGAGUCGAGCCUGUCAGAGUGGCAGCACCGGGAUUUACUGGAUGCAAAGACGUGUGCCGUGGAAGCUAUAGGACUGCUGAAUAGCGUUCUGGACCUCGCCAAGCUGCAGGUAGGACUGAGGCUACGAGUAUCUGCCUCUGUGGCAGCAAGGUGUGCUUGUGGCAACAGCGUUUUGGAUCUGGCCAAGCUGCAGGUAGGGGGUGUGGGCAAAAGGGUGGGGGUGUGGGCUGCGCGCAUGUGCAAGGUAGGCCUGUAG
Molecule: messenger RNA, 2703 nt
Organism: Closterium sp. Yama58-4
Lineage: Eukaryota; Viridiplantae; Streptophyta; Zygnematophyceae; Desmidiales; Closteriaceae
Source: the annotation of a GenBank genome assembly